AUUUUAUCUAUCAGAAUAAUUUCUAUAUAAUAAUUUAUAAAUAAAAAUUAAUUAUUACAAAUUUUGAUCUGAGCCAGCUUAACGUGUUUGUAUCAUGGCUGAACAAAAUAAAUCAAAAUCUUCGUAUUUUGGUAAGAAGAACUAUUCAAAAGAUAGAUUUAAACUUCAGCCUAAUAUGAAAGGUUUUUUAUGCACAUGCAAUUUCAAUGAAAAAGAUUGUCAAAAAGAGGCCAUUAAUUUGUUAAGAGAGUACAGUGAAGAAAAAGAGAUUGUUAAAGAAGAAGAAGUAACUGUUGAAAAUGAAGUUGAUAUUAUGGACUCUAUUGAAAAAGAACUCGGGUUGAUGACAAAAAAAGACAAUACUGACUGGAAUAAGUUUAGACCAUUUUCUACUGGUGUUACUAACUGUAUUUUCAUAGGAACUACUAAUUAUGAUCCAUGCAUUUUGAUGUACAAAAUACUUGAAGAUAUUGAAAAAAACAAAAUUCAAAAGACUAAAUUUCUUUUACGUAUGCUUCCUAUUACAAUGACUUGCAAAGCAAAUAUAACAUCUAUUAUUACAACUUGCUCAGAAAUAUUUCCAAAAUAUUUUACAAAAGAACCAACUACAUUUGCAAUUGCUUUCAAUCAUAGAUAUAACAACUCAGUGCCACGUAAUCAAAUUAUAGAAGCAUUAGCCAAUAAAGUUGCUGAAAUUGGAGAACAUAAAGUGGAUUUAUCUGGUGGAGCUAAGAUGACAAUAAUUGUUGAAGUAGUUAAAACUAUUUGUUGUUUAUCAGUUGUAAAGGAUUAUGGUCGCUUUUAUAAAUUUAAUCUACUCUCUGUCUGUGGUCAACCUGAAAAAAGAUCAGUUAAAGAUGAAAAUGAUUCUGCUGAUAUUCAACCAAAAGUCAUAAAAUAUAAUAAUUAAAACCUUUAUGAUAAGUCAGAAAAAUAAAUAGAGAAUAUUAUACAAUAAGUUAUUUUCAGUUUUAGAAUUCAUAAUUUACUAAAAUAAAUAUAUAAAAAAAGUUUUAUUA
Molecule: messenger RNA, 1019 nt
Organism: Daktulosphaira vitifoliae (grape phylloxera)
Lineage: Eukaryota; Metazoa; Arthropoda; Insecta; Hemiptera; Phylloxeridae
Product: THUMP domain-containing protein 1 homolog
Exons: 7
Coding region: 95-910 (271 amino acids)
Biological process (GO): tRNA modification
Molecular function (GO): RNA binding
Source: RefSeq, a predicted model, not a curated record